AGUUACAAGGCUACAAUACAAAGUCCUAGAAAUAGAAACAAAGAAGGAAAAACUUUCUCAAUGAGAUAACAUUAUAUAUAUAUAAACAAUAUGAGUUUCAGCGAUUUAAGUCAAAUAUCAGAUAUCCAUAGUUUAUCACGGAUUUCCCGUGUGAAUUGUAGUCAAAUAAUGGGCAGAAUGGAUUCACUGCAAAAUUUAUCAGAACAACAAUGUAGCAUAACAUAUAAUGCAAGUAGGAAUACCACGAACCUGAAUCAAGGGACUACUCUUCUCCAGAAGUCUACAAAACGUUUGACCUUGUGUGAGGAAAGCAUAGGGGAUCAUAUAAAGAACAAAAUAAUAUUACAAUCCAUAAAAGAAGCAUCAAACAACACAAAAUUAACAUUAUCUGCAGAUGUUAUCACCAAAUUGAAAGGGUUACUUUCAAUUCAUGAAGUUAACAAAUACAUGCAUUUGCCAUCUAUAUCCAAGAAAAUACUAGAGAAGUUAACAGUCUUGGGAAUUACUGAUCUACCAGAAUAUGAUCUCACUCACAAAGAAAAGUUAGAUAUUAAAUGUUAUGUGGAAGCAUUGUUAAGAGAGAAAAUACUUGACUUUAUUUUAAGGUAUAAAAGCUUGGGAGGAAAUAUGAAAGAAGUACUUGGGUCAAAUAAUUGUAAUAUACGUAAAAAAUUAUUUGAACUUCAUGAAAUACAAAUGUUGCAGUGGAAAGAUAAGAUGAAUGAACUGUGUGAUCAGUUAAGAGCUGAUGUGAUCAAAUUGUCCACUCUAUUGAACAAAUGGAAAACUAAAUCUAAAGAAUUUAAUCGGAUUAAUUUAGAAAAAGUAGAGUAUAUGUUACUGCAAUUUGAAGUUGCACAAGAGCAAGCAAAAAUUAUAAAGCUAACAUGUAUCACUAGAAUGUUCAAAGAAACUCCAGUGACAAUUGAUGCCUACAAAACACUGAAUGAAAUCAUAGAUGAAAAGUUGUUUGCAACAAUGAAUGAAAUCAAAGAAAAAGAGAAUUUAAAGAAAGAGUAUGAAAGUUUGCAAAAUACAGAAUACAGCAGUAUCUUAAACACUUACUUAGAGUUUUGCAAAGCUGUUAGAAAAAAGAGACAAAUAUUAGAAAAACUUUAA
This is a messenger RNA of Dufourea novaeangliae, 1119 nucleotides long. RefSeq lists its product as uncharacterized. Bases 91 to 1119 code for a protein of 342 amino acids. Lineage: Eukaryota; Metazoa; Arthropoda; Insecta; Hymenoptera; Halictidae. The transcript is spliced from 3 exons. The record is from RefSeq and is a predicted model, not a curated record.